AUGGCUUUUCCAUCAGAAAUCGUCGAUCUGAUCCUCUGUGCGUAUAUCGUAGACCGACAUUUUGGGAGGAUGCAAUAUGAUGGUUCUCCAAACUCGUGGCAAGACGGUUCUCUAGACUCGUGGGAAGACUUCACGGCAACUUCGGGUCGUCAUACUGUCGGGGUCUGGGACGGGAGACACUACUACGAAACUAAAUUCUACCGGAAGGACGUGUGCGACGCCGAGUCCUUCAUAAGCCUAUUGAGUUGUCGUCUUGUCUCGCGCCAGUGGGACUUUUCCGUCUGCAGACUGCUCCAGAAGCACCAGUGGUGGAAUCUCCAUCUCGACAAGAACAGUACCUUCCAACGCGCGGCAAGCUGCAUCGAAGGGGAAGACAGCGGUUCAUUGAAGUUGAUCAGAAAUUUAUGUCUCGACGAGAUGGCGGACUUGAGGACCUUUUCACGCAUCUAUUCUUAUGACAACGAAGAUGUUUCCAGGUUCGAGGGCCAGGACAUGGACGAUGAUGACAUACUUUUAAACUCUUACGUCGACCAAAUCACGGCUGUUGAUAGGCGCUCAACGCGGACUGACUUCGAGCUACACUACGACAAGGGUGAAGAGCUUGGCCUCCUCCGCCGUCUUUUCGACAAGCUCACAAACGUCGAGCGCCUUCGCGUUGAAUUCCCUGGCGCCGAAAGCGAAAACGAACUGCAGGCUCAGUGCUACGAUAUGCAAGGCGUCGAAGAGGUCGUCGCCACGAUCCAGUACGGCCUCAGGAGCCCGGCCUUGCAUCACCUGGUGGAUCUCAGUCUCUCGCUUCCUAGCACGUGGCAUGUCGGUCAGCUGGGUAGCGCGCUGUCCCAGGACGCCAGAGAUCGUCUGUGUCAUCUGCAGCUGGUCAUCGUAGACGAAACGGGGCCCAGCGGGAGCUUGUCGUAUACUUUGGGCGAGGAUGGGAAUGACAACGGCGAUAUGACAAGCGUCUUGGAAUCUAGCUACGCGCCCAGCAACGUACAGGUGGCCUAUCCUAACAGGGAACACCAGGCAGAAUUAUGGCGUUUUGUCGCGUCGUGCCGCAACCUUGAAUCGCUCGCCAUCGAAGCAACGCAUUAUCUUCAACUAGAACAACUCGACUGGAGCCCGCCAUUAGGGUCCAGAGGCUUAAAGAACAUCUUAAUGAGAAGGAUGUGGGCAAGUGCAUCGUCCAUCCGCAGGCUUCUGUCGACCUCUUCAGGAUCAAAGACGAGACCUGCCGUUCGGCGUGUGGUAUUGGACGAUGUCAAGAUCUACGCGGACGGCGGGAACUGGGAAGUGGUGUUCAACCACCUACGGACCAACUGCCCCGAUCUCGAGCUGGUCCGCGCCGAGCAGCUUAGCUACUUCUCUGAGCACCCGCGUUAUGCGCACAACAACAGGCCAUGGGAAAAUUUCGCCAACGUUUGGACAGCGGACAAUGCAGAGGACAACAACGACACAAGCUAUCUGCACAUGAUAAACAAGAUGAUGAUCCAGCGAUCCGGAUCGAGCGGCCGAGGCUAUCCCGUGUUCUUAGAUGACUGGGAGUCGGAGGAUGAAGAAUGGUAG
Messenger RNA from Colletotrichum higginsianum IMI 349063, 1563 nucleotides. RefSeq lists its product as uncharacterized. The transcript is spliced from 3 exons. Lineage: Eukaryota; Fungi; Ascomycota; Sordariomycetes; Glomerellales; Glomerellaceae. The record is from RefSeq and is a predicted model, not a curated record. Bases 1 to 1563 code for a protein of 520 amino acids.